ACUGCAAUAGCGCCCGGCGCCCAGGCGAGGGAGAGCCGCCGCGGCGUGGCUCCGUGCAGAGACGGGCAGAGAGAGUAGCGAAGGCUGGCUGCAGCGCUACUGUAGCGCCGCCGAACCGGAUAUCGUGCGCAACGUGUUACUGCUGUGCACAGGGAGAGACCCGCAAUACAGCCAGAGCAGCGGGCAAAGGCAUCGCGACUGAGCCCGGGGCUGACUGUUACGCACGGCAAGCACGGCUCCGAGACAGACCCUAUAUAAAGCGAGGCUCGCACACCGGCUCAAGAUUUGAAAGCAUCGUUUUGUUUGUCGAGAGAAGAAAUAUCUUCCUAGAGACUUACAGGAAGAAGAGAAGAGAGAGCGUUCACGGUUCCAGUGUGAUAGAGGUGCACAGGCACGCAGACCUCCUGAGGAGAGUGUGUGUUAAAGGGGGAGAGCGCGAGGAUGUCCCGGCGUAGCCAGCGUCUGGUCAAGGGGGGGUACUACCAGGGCGAGGACGAUGCAGCCAGCAACAGCUCCACAGGAUCAGCUUCAGGGAACCCUGUCUCCUACAGGGAGAGCCCAGUCAGGAUAUUUAAGAAGAAGAUCACCACCAAACGCCAGACACCCCAGUACUCCUCCUACAGCAACGCCUCCAACGAAUCACUGGCCAGCUACGCCAGUGAUGCCCUGGAGGAGCCAAUCAGAAACUGGGUUAGCAACGUGAGCAUGCGGAACGGCAGCCCAGGGGGUUCCAGGGGGAGCAGCAGAGACAAACUGCUCUCCUCUUUGGGGUCCACGAGCCCAGCCUCGGACCUGCUGCUUCCCUCCAGCCUCCCCUACAACAGCAACGCCUACAGUGGCAGAGAGCCAGCGACCAGGAAAGCACUGAGCGAGACCAGCAACAACCACAGCUCCACCUACGAGAGCCACGCGCCCCCCACCGACCCCUUCGGAAACUCCUCAGGGUACUCGUCAGAGGAAGACUACGUCGGUCGACAGCAGUCUGAUGCAGGUGCAGCCCGGGGAUUUGCUUUGAGUGAUGUCUUACUGUCACCAGGCAAGGUGGCUGGCAUGUUGUUCUGGUGGCUGGGGACGGCCUGGUACUGUCUGACCAGUGGGGCCUCAUUGCUAGACGUGUUUGUACUGACCAGGCAGAGUCACUUCCUGAAGAAGGCUGUGGUGUUUCUCUUGGCUCUGCUCCUGGUUGGCGCUG
Molecule: messenger RNA, 1192 nt
Organism: Polyodon spathula (Mississippi paddlefish)
Lineage: Eukaryota; Metazoa; Chordata; Actinopteri; Acipenseriformes; Polyodontidae
Product: SUN domain-containing protein 2-like
Exons: 7
Source: RefSeq, a predicted model, not a curated record